Messenger RNA from Plasmodium fragile, 858 nucleotides. RefSeq lists its product as uncharacterized. The transcript has 3 exons. The record is from RefSeq and is a predicted model, not a curated record. NCBI's taxonomy places the organism in Eukaryota, Apicomplexa, Aconoidasida, Haemosporida, Plasmodiidae. Bases 1 to 858 code for a protein of 285 amino acids.
AUGGCACGGCAUCUGGUGCAUGUACUGGCCGACUGGGCCAUAAAGAGGGGACUAUGGAAACAGGAACAGCUUGAUAAGGCACUAUGGGAAGAUAUGCAGAAUGUGUUAGCACAAUUCGUGGAUUACAUGGAAGAGAUAGAGGACAACUUAGAGGACUAUGCCACAAGCUGUGGGGAUGCAGGUUGGGAACGUAGAGGAGACAGGCAUAAGGGAACCUUCUACACCGGACACACAGUUGCGGACAAGAUGAAAUGCAGACUGAUGGUUGGAGCAUUACAUUUUGUAGCUGGGUGGGGCAGUCAACUGAAAAAUGAUAACGAACCAUCGGAAAAUGAUAACGACAUGAAGGCUAUUAUGAGGUGUAUGGUGGCAAAUGUUUUUGCGUAUAUAUUGGCGGAAAUAAAGUGUAGAGAUGAGUGGCCUGCAAUAGAUCAAGCUUGGAAGAUAAUGAAGCAGAUUGCAGUGGGAACGGGAGACACCUCUAAUCCGCUUUUCACCGGCAAAUGUAAGCUGGAUGAGUACAGGGGUACAAAGGUAGGAACAGCGGAUUUGCAGGGUGCGGUAAAAAAAUGGUUAGAGACAAAUACAACAAUAAAUGAUCGUAUAAACGCAAUAAAGAAGGACCCACAAUGCAAACUAAAAUGGGAAACGUACAAGAAAGACAUGGAACAGAGCGGAAACGAUGCAUUAGGAAGAACAUCAGGGAAGGUGCAUCCCGGGGUAGGUGCCAUGGCUAAUGGUGGCAUUGGAAAAGAGAUAGUGGAAGUGGUGAAGGAAGUAUUCGUAAAAAUGAAGGACGAAGUAAUAGAAAAGUCCAAGUCACCGCCAGAGAUACAAGGAGCAGCACCCCUUCGCUGA